AUGGCUGAGAUAUUAUUUUUACCUGACAUUGCUGACAAUGUCAAGGGAAAGGUAGUCGUCAUGACAGGUGGCGCGCAAGGAAUUGGCGCAGCAACCGUGUCAAUGCUAUACGAGAGAGGUGCUCAUGUGUAUUUUGGUGAUUGGAAUGAUGUAAAAGGUGAUCAAGUUAUGCAACACCUCCAGUCAAGCCCAUCGAAGCAGAAUGGCGGAUCUGUUCAUUUUCAGAAGCUCGAUGUACGAGACUAUAACGGACAAGUACAACUUUUCAAGACACCAUAUGACGAAAAAGGUCACAUCGACAUUGCCAUCGCAUGUGCUGGUGUCACGGAGCCUGAAGGUGGUUGGUUUUCGCCAGAUCAACUGAAUCUCGAAACCGUCAUGACAGAGCCUGAAAUACUCAAGACUAAUGUCGAUAUCAACUUGACGAGCGUGAUUUACUUUUCCAGAAUAGCUCUUGCUUUCUUGAACGCAGAUAAAGCUCCUACUACAUCAAGUGGCUUCUCCAAAUCUAUCGUCCUGGUAUCUUCCGUUGCUGGGAUAACAGAAGGUGCUGGUCUUUACGCUUACAGUGCAGGCAAGCAUGGAGUUAUAGGGCUUAUGAGAUCUCUACGAGGACCUGUGGAAACGAAUUUCGGCGUCCGCGUUAAUACGGUGUGUCCUUGGGGAACGGAUACGCAAAUGAUUGAUAAAGUACGUUCGUGGUGGACACAGAACAAACUACCUCUGAACCAGCCCAGUGAUGUGGGAAAUUUCAUUGUUCAGCUGGCGGCUGACAAGACCUUGAACGGGAAAUCAGUUCUGGUUGCUGGUGGUAGAGGGUUUGAUACCGAGGAGGGUAUUGACAAGCAUAUGCCAGAGUGGUUUGGGGAGUUUACGGAAGAAUUUCUGCGUGGGCAAAAAGCUCUCGGCACGGGCGGUUCAUGGUCUGGAAAAUGA
Molecule: messenger RNA, 936 nt
Organism: Fusarium venenatum
Lineage: Eukaryota; Fungi; Ascomycota; Sordariomycetes; Hypocreales; Nectriaceae
Cellular component (GO): cytoplasm
Molecular function (GO): oxidoreductase activity, acting on the CH-OH group of donors, NAD or NADP as acceptor
Source: RefSeq, a predicted model, not a curated record